AUGGGUGUUCUUGAUCAAAUAUCAGGCAUGUUUGAAGUUUCAAAUAGAAGGAAAAACAAGCUCAAAUCCAUGAAAGUACUUGCUUAUAAAGGUAAAAUGGACUGUGAUGGCUGUGAAUGGAAAGUUAGAAAUGCCAUUUCCUCCAUGAAAGGUGUGAAAUCAGUAGAGAUAAGCAGAAAAGAAAGCAGGGUGACAGUGACCGGUUAUGUAGAACGAAGCAAGGCGUUAAAGAAAGUUCAAAAUGCUGGGAAAAAUGCAGAAAUAUGGCCAUAUUUGAAAGACAAUUUAGUGUCAUAUCCUUAUGUUCCUGGAAUAUAUGACAAAAAGGCACCUUCUGGUUAUGUGAAAAAUGAUCCUCAAACUCUUCAAUUUCCAAGUACUCCUAAUGAGAGAUUCACUUCUAUGUUUUCAUUAACCCAAAUGCCUGUUCAAUAAUGUGAGGAACCAGAGAGCCAGAUUUAGAAUUCAAAAUUUACGGGUUACUACUUGCUAUGGCUAUCCGAACUUAAUACUUUCUCCGUCCAAAUUUAUGUUACAUUUUUCGCUUCUCGAGAUACAUAUUAUGUGAGCUUUAAGCAACAUUUUAAAAUGUA
This is a messenger RNA of Lycium barbarum (goji berry), 593 nucleotides long. RefSeq names its product heavy metal-associated isoprenylated plant protein 20-like. Lineage: Eukaryota; Viridiplantae; Streptophyta; Magnoliopsida; Solanales; Solanaceae. The record is from RefSeq and is a predicted model, not a curated record. The transcript is spliced from 3 exons. Gene Ontology annotation, molecular function: metal ion binding. The coding region runs from base 1 to 435 and encodes 144 amino acids.